Messenger RNA from Selaginella moellendorffii, 1682 nucleotides. RefSeq lists its product as uncharacterized. Lineage: Eukaryota; Viridiplantae; Streptophyta; Lycopodiopsida; Selaginellales; Selaginellaceae. The record is from RefSeq and is a predicted model, not a curated record. Gene Ontology annotation, molecular function: microtubule binding. The transcript is spliced from 10 exons. Bases 45 to 1652 code for a protein of 535 amino acids.
UUGCUUGGAAAGGGGCGAGGAGAGGCGAAGGGGAGAGCGCAGCUAUGGCGGGCAAGGCGCGUCGGCGGGACAGGCUCUCCAUCCUCGACAUGUCGAUUGAGGACGACAGUCUUCUGCCGGGUAGUGCCGCAGCUUCUUCUUGUCCUGUUGUUAUGGAGGACGACGAUCCGCCACCGGAAAUGCGGAAUCAGGGAUCUCGAGAUGUCACGGUCGAGGAUGCUCCUGUUGUGGCUCCGGUUCCUCCAGUUCGAAAAAUCAAGAAGUACCAUAACUUGAGGAAGAGUCUUGCGUGGGAUAAGGCCUUUCUCACUGGCGAAGGUGUUUUGGAUCCGGACGAGCUUCCCAUACCAACGCGAUCAUCACCCAAGAAGCUGCCGGAGCUACCCACUCUUGAAGUAAAGUCCAGUUUACACGACGAGUGCAACACAAACGUGGAGAAGAAUUCCAACAGGGACAGUUUGCGAGUGAAAUGUUUUUCUGAAAGAUUCGACAGCCGUUCCAAGCCGCUUGACAUAUCGAUCAUUCAGGGGCCGGACGAGUCUGCUCGAGACACCUCUGGCUUGCCGAGUCCAGUGGUUCCCAGGUGCGCUCCUGCAAAAAAAGCGAUAGAAUCUGCUAUUCAAAAGGGCACUCGGCUACGACUUCCCAGUACAUUCACAGACGAGAGAAAGACUAUUCCUCGUCCAUUAAAGCCGCAGAAGGAAUCCAACUUGGGCAAGAGAGUAACCUCCGUUUCUAGGAGAGUUAAAGAUACACUGGGGAGAGUUCUUCCAGGGCGUACUGAUGCGUUCACAGCAGAAAGAUCCUCGGCAGUGCGUUUGUCCAGCGACGUCUCAGUCACAAGUGAAGGGGAGCCGAGCUGCUCGUUGCAAUCCUGCUCAGUAUCCGAUGCUCAUGAUGAGAUUCUAGAAGAUUUGGACACGGGAUACGUUUCGAGUUUGAAGGAGGAUCAGACAAAAACAAACGCGCUAUUGUCAGAGGACUCGCGAUCAAAGCCAACUGCACUGAAGAUGCCAUCUCCCAAACUCGGAUAUUUUGAUGCUGGAAGACCAACACAUCACUAUGCUACCAGGGCUGCAGUUAGAAUCCCUCCUGGUAUGCCGAGCUCCAAAACAAAGCCGCAUGGUUUGCCUAAAGGAAAGCCACCGUCAACAGCUAGCAUCGAGCGCAUUUCUUCGGCUAUUCCGUCAGCCCCGCACUUACGCAAGGUAACAUCAGGGGAACAGGAGAACUUAAAGAAAAAGGGACAUACAGACGAGAACAGCGAGUCAAGUUUGAAGGACGGCCCCGUUCCUUCAGCUACUAAAAGUCCGUUGGGAGUGAACGGUGGUUUGCUAAAUUCUGGUCCCAGCGUAGCCAAAGAGAAGGGCUCGUUCUUCGCGUUUGCAAAGAGGGCUGUCGGCCGUUUGGCGUCGCCUGUGCAGGAGAAGAAGAAAAUUUGGAUAGCUACUAGCUGUGAUGGAGCAUCGACAGAGUCGUCAGCUGAAGCGAUCAAAGAGGAUGGAAACAUUCUCAAGCCCGGACCAGUACAACAUUCGCCUCCCAAUAAAUUAGAACCUCAGCCAGGCCCGUGGUCUCCGGUUCGAAAGAAUGGAACGCAACUGGGUCCCUUCGACUGUACCAAGUCAAACGCUCAAGUUGCCUGGGACUGAGGAGAAGAGUUUAGGUAAAGUUCGAUGGAG